CCGCUAUAAAUUGUACCGACGGUGUGCGGCCGGCCCAGCAUAACCAGAGAGAUUGAGCCUAUCUAAAACAGUCUCUCGCGGCGAGGAACAGAGCUACCAGUUCCCGUGAGAGCGGAAAAAAUUCAUUUUUUUCCCCACCUGCGCCGCCUGAUAUGGAACCGGCGACAGCCAACGGAUCCAGAUUCGGAUCCGACUCGGGGCUUAUCGCCGGCGACACCCGUGAUUGGUCCCGCUUGCCGGAGGACCUGCUGGUCAGCGUCCUGCGGGCGCUGCACGUCGCCGAUGCCGUCCGCUCCGGCGCCGUCUGCACCUCCUGGAACGCGGCGUACGCCGCGUUCCGACGGUUCCGCCUCCCGUCGCCGAAGCAGCCCCCCUGCCUGCUCUACGCGUCCGACGCCCUCGGCCCCGGCGCCGCCGCGCUCCACUGCCCGUCCACCGGCGCCACGCUGCGGAUCCCCUUCCCGCGGGCCCCGCUCGCCCGCCGGCCCCUGCUGGGCUCCGGCCACGGCUGGCUGGUCACCGCCGACGAGGCCUCCAACCUGCACCUUGUCAACCCCGUCACCGGCGCCCAGGUCGCGCUCCCGCCCAUCACCGCGCUCCACCACGUCGAGAGGGGCGCGGACGAGCAGGGCGACCCCGCGUACCUCGUCUACGAGAACCUGAUUAUGUACAACUACAGCAAGCACCGGUUCGAGGUGAACACCAAGCCGGGUAUCCUGGACAUGGACGACGCGUACGAGUGCAUGUACUUCCGCGUCGUGCUCUCGGCCGGCCCAUCCGCCGGCCGCGGCUGCGUCGUGCUGCUGCUGCACAUGCCGCAGGGAGAGAUCUCCUUCGCCAGGCUCGGCGACGACCGGUGGACUUGGGUCCCACAGGGAGACGACGACACGGGUCUCCCGUGGAGCUUGGACCUUAACGGGCCUUCGCCGGUGGUACGUAAGAUCCUCGACAGCGUGCCGAAAUCUGCCGACGCGAGCAAAUACCUCGUUCAGACACCGGCCGGUGACAUCUUGCAAGUUUGGAGGUCCAGGGAAGAAGUCGACUCGGAAAUACCGGCAGAGUAUCCACCGGACUACGUGGUGGACGAAAGCAUAGGGCCUCAGGACCCAUGUUUGGAGCUCAACACCAUUGAGAUGCAGCUGUACAAGGUUGACCUCCAUGGACACAGGGUGGAGCUGAUCAAGAGUCUGCCGGAGUAUGCAUUGUUUCUUGGCUACAAUGGUUCUAUGUGUCUACCGGUAAAGGAUUUCCCUGGGUUAAAGCCGAAUUGUGCCUACAUGACUGACGACUCCAUGGAGUAUAUUAAUUUCUGGAAGCAUAACCGUAGAGAAAUUGGUAUUUGGAGUUUGGCAGAGCGAAGCAUGUCGAAGCUUGUUGAUGCCUCACAGACUAUUUAUCCUUGGCUGAAUUGGCCAUCUCCUAUCUGGAUUCAACCAUCCUUUUUCUAGCUACUUAGCUAGUGUUGGAUGCUUGCAGAAACUAUUGUACUUUUGUUAUUCAGAAUAAUUGCUUCUUUUUAUCUGGACAAUUGCUAUAGUGACUUUUAUAUUCAGAAUAGUGGUGACCAAUAAUCUUAGAAGUAUUGUCUUGGUAACUUUGAUUGGUAAAUUAAUAAGUUGAUUUAGUUUGCCAUACCAAAUAGUUGUAUCAUUUUGACAUCAGGUAACAUCUAGGUAUUAGCUGUUCUGUUGCACCUUCUAUGUCGGAUGGAUCCUCAAAAGGAUUGGAUCAGUCUGCGUCGGCUCCAUCUCCCUUUUUUUAUUAUUAUUAUGGAUAACUUCUUGACAUUUGGGCAGUAAAUCUAUGUGCAGGUCCAGGUUCAUAUGAAGAUUUAUCGAUUUAGAUGUACUUAAUCAAAUCUUCCUAUGGAACAUUACUUUAAAGUCUUCAUAAGCAUAGAUUAUAAGCAUAGUUGCAGAUACAUUUACUGUAUUUGUAUGGUGCUGCAUUUGUUGUAUUCUGGUUAUUCCUCACCAGUACAUGUCUACAUUUUACUCAAAGUGCUCGCCUGCAGCAGCUUCACUGACAGCCAAUGCAGCCAACCGGAGGCACUGUAUUUGUAUGGUGCUAUGCUACGGCUCUUUGUAAUUGGUUUAUCACUCAUCCUGUCUUUCAAUCUCCGUAGAAUUGGAUGCAAAUGUUUCUGUGGUGGGUUUUGUUCUGGAGAUCUCUGCACUGCUAAAGCAUGAAGAGGAAUAUGAUUUUGUGCAUAAA
This is a messenger RNA of Sorghum bicolor (sorghum), 2214 nucleotides long. RefSeq lists its product as uncharacterized. Lineage: Eukaryota; Viridiplantae; Streptophyta; Magnoliopsida; Poales; Poaceae. The record is from RefSeq and is a predicted model, not a curated record. The coding region runs from base 153 to 1448 and encodes 431 amino acids. The transcript has 2 exons. Gene Ontology annotation, molecular function: protein binding.